GGGGGCAGCCCAAGUGCGGUCCCGUGACUGCGCCGCGCCCCUUCCAGGAAGCUGGAGCAGCCCCGGGAGACGCUGCCCUGGGAGACGCUGCCCCUCCAGCUGUUCCGCUCGGGCCGCCGCCGGAGCAGCCCCGGGACAGAUCCCGGCCAUGUUCGCGUUUUUGGUAGUGCUGUGUCAACUGCAUGUGAUGAUGUUCGCGUUUCCUCACUGCCCAGGGAGAUUAAGUAACUUGAAGCAACCUGAAUGGAAAGACGUGUUCACAUCUGAAAAGGAGGCCAAUUUAUUCAUUGGACGACACCUUCUGAACAACAGAUUUGAUUUUGAAGCAUUCACAGCAGAUAACCUGGAAAGAGAAUGCUAUGAAGAGAUGUGCAAUUAUGAAGAAGCAAGAGAAAUUUUUGAAGACCACGAUAAAACGAUGGAUUUUUGGAAAGACUAUUUAACUAAAGGCCCUAAAAUAAAAAUAGGAGAUGAGACACUACAAAAGAUCAAUGUCACAGGACUUCUCGUCAGUCUGGUUGCUGCUGGAGUACUGUUGGUUAUAAUUGCACUGGUUAUCUUCUACUGCUGCAAAAGUAGAUGCAAAUCAAGGCAACCACCAGGGUACUUGGAUUACGUAAGAAGCAGAAGACGUUCAUCUAACAUCUUCAGAAGGCAUGAAGAGUUUUCUUUAAACCCACUUCCUCUCAGAACUGAUGAUUCAGGACUCCCCAGUUAUGAGCAAGCAGUGACUUCAGAUGGACAGCAUGACAUGCCACCACCCCCUUACCCAGGGCCCCCGAGAGGGACACGGGUGUUCAAAAAGUCCAUGUCUUUUCCUGCCCCGUAGUCACAAACCUCCUUCUGGCCUGAGGGAGGAUUACUGAAGCAUAGCAUACUUUUGGAAAAGUGUGUGCUACCUUGCAUAUUGCAAGAUGACUUACAGAAAUGUGAAAGAUCUUUAGGACAACGAGGAACAAGUGAAGUUCCCAUUUGGGAAAAGAGGUCACCUGUUGCAAAGGCCGCAGGACUAUUCUUUGCACAAAGCCACUGUGCUGAGAGGAGGCAGUGCAUAAAGAGCAAGGCUGGGACUGCUGCCCUCUUCCAUAUGCACUUUGAGCCAUCCCAUCAAAAUAUUGAUGUUUCAUUAAGAGUUUCAUCUUUUUUCUUCAGAAGGAACAGUAUUUUAAUUGCUUUUAUUGACCCUAACCAUUUUUUGUGACUUAGUACUUUAAACCACCAUAAGAAGUCCACUUUGUUGUUUGACACGUUCACUUCCUUGCUGUGUGAAUUUUCUAUUCAUUCUAAUAAUUGAUUUGAGUGUGAAAAUUA
Molecule: messenger RNA, 1311 nt
Organism: Pseudopipra pipra
Lineage: Eukaryota; Metazoa; Chordata; Aves; Passeriformes; Pipridae
Gene: PRRG4
Product: proline rich and Gla domain 4
Exons: 6
Coding region: 149-829 (226 amino acids)
Cellular component (GO): extracellular region; plasma membrane
Molecular function (GO): calcium ion binding
Source: RefSeq, a predicted model, not a curated record